ACUACAAUGACAAGAAUGCCACCCAGCCUAACCACUGCAACGACCAGUGUCACCACAACUCUGACCACUGUGGGAUCUGCACUGCUCUAUAUUCAGCUAGAACUGACAACUACAGGACUAGUCCCCAGUGCCCAAGACAUUCUGAGCGCAAUCAAAACUCUCCCAGAUCCAUUGCUACUAUCCAAUAUGACCACAUUGCCCCAGCCUGAGAAAAUGCAGGAAAUCAAUGUAACAAAUACAUCCAGCAAUUCCUUUGUCAUCAACUUCGGAUUCCAGAUCCGCAACAUAAAGAUCUCAAAGGAUGACCAACUCAGGAAUGAGACUCAUGGCCUGAUUCAGGACUGUAUCAAUAAAUUGCUCAACGCAAUACUAACAGAUCUAUCAGUACCGCCUACGGUCUUCCCUCCAGCAAACUUCACGGAUACAACCAAUGAGACAAUUGCUCGUGUUGACUACAAAGUGCAGGAGGGAAAUAUUGAUAGGCCAAGCUCUUUCCUUUCUGACAUCCUGAAACUCUGUGGUCCUUCGAUGACCAUCAGCACGUUGACAACAACUCUAUCCAGCCCAACCACCGCUACGACUAUUGUUUCGAGACCUAUCACCAAUUUUACAACAGCUACGACCACUUUGGGAUCUGCACUGAUCUUCAUUCGGCUGGUUUUCAUAACGCAAUCUUUAGCCCCCAGUCAGAGCGCCAUUCUCACUAUAGUUGAUAAAUUUCUGUCGCCACGACUGAAAUUUGCUUCUAAAAGUCCACGUGAUCCCGUCAGCAUCCAGAAUGCAGUGUUUGAACCUAUAUCCAGCAAUUCCUUUGGCAUUAAUUUCGAAUUCAAGAUACCUCAGGUGAACAUGUCAGAAAAUUACACACUCAGGAAUGACACUUAUGAUGAGAUCCAGACGUCUCUUGAUAACCUGUUGAACGCAAUACUAAACAACCCAACAGCAAGCCACGUGAAUUUCCCUAGAGCGUUAUACACGAGCUUGAAUGAGAGUCUGAUACGUGUUGACUUUAAGUAUGUGUUCCGAGAGGGUGAUAUUAACAAUCCCAGCUCUUUCCUUGCGGAGAUCCUGAAAGCCUCUGGUUUGUCUGAAAACAGUGCAGCAAUAACAAUAUAUCCACCCAGCCAAAGCCUUUUGCUCACCAGUCCUGGGGCUAACAUCACUCCUGUGGGAGGUGGCUUCCCAGUAUGGGCUUUGGCCAUUAUCAUCCCAUGUGCAAUCUUUGUCCUGCUCUUUCCCUUCUGGAUUCUCCUUUGUUGCCUGUUCGGCGGCUGCUGUGCGGCCCUUCAGGGACACUGGAACAGAAGGCGUUUUUCCACUCUUCAGUACAGACUACACAACAAAUACACGCAACGUGUAUUAUAACUCCUUGAAGUUUUUAAGUCCAUUAUGAAAAAAAUGUUCAAUGCAUGUAACAGUUAGAAUAAUCUUUAUGGUUCUUUUUGUCCUUAAAUAAUCAUAUAUAAAUUUGCUAUAUUUUUCAGUUUUAUUCCUUUUUUAAAAAAUAAUUGCCGAUCAGACUGAUUCUGAAAUGGAAAACGUAACUUUUUUGAUUUAAAUGGAUUUGAAAAGAUCACAGCAAAUCAUUUAUGAUGAAUGAAAUGAAAUUGUGUAAAAUUAAUAUGGAAUUGUGUUGCUUAUAUUAAUAUUUAAGGAAGAUGUGUGCUAAAUUACGUUGGACUGUUUUUCUAAAAUUUGAAACUGCACUUACUGCAGUAACCUUAAUUAUGUAUUAGAAAAAUAUAUGGCUUUCUGUAUCAUAAAAUGUCGACAAACGAUAAUCAAUCAAUCUGUAACACCAUAAAUGUCCAGUUUAUAUAAAUGCACCAUAUUAAUAA
Brienomyrus brachyistius is the source of this 1838-nucleotide messenger RNA. RefSeq lists its product as uncharacterized. Lineage: Eukaryota; Metazoa; Chordata; Actinopteri; Osteoglossiformes; Mormyridae. Bases 7 to 1365 code for a protein of 452 amino acids. The transcript has 12 exons. The record is from RefSeq and is a predicted model, not a curated record.